Messenger RNA from Myripristis murdjan (pinecone soldierfish), 1770 nucleotides. It is a transcript of the gene hmg20b, whose product is annotated as high mobility group 20B. Gene Ontology annotation, cellular component: nucleus. The record is from RefSeq and is a predicted model, not a curated record. Lineage: Eukaryota; Metazoa; Chordata; Actinopteri; Holocentriformes; Holocentridae. Bases 147 to 1052 code for a protein of 301 amino acids. The transcript has 9 exons. Gene Ontology annotation, biological process: regulation of gene expression.
CAGUGUGUGUAUGGUGGCUGGAGGAGGAGGGCGCAGACCUAGCCAACCAAUCACGAGUGUGCUGCAUCAGCCAAUCAGAGAGCAGGUAGUCUUCCUGUUUGGCUGAGGGGUUCUUGAUAGGAUAGUCUGCUGCAUACACGGAAAUCAUGGGAGGAGUUAAACAGGAACAGAGUGAUGCACCACAGCAGCCCAGAGGCCCACAGUCAUCAGAUCCAGCUCAGGAGGAGGUAUGUCUCCCUCCUGUGCAGCCUAAGAAGAGAGGCUGGCCAAAAGGGAAGAAAAGAAAGAAGGUUCUGCCAAAUGGUCCCAAGGCACCAGUAACGGGAUAUGUCCGCUUCCUGAAUGAGCGGAGAGAGCACAUGCGGGCUCAGUACCCUGACUUACCUUUCCCAGAAAUAACCAAGAGGCUUGGGGCAGAGUGGACGAGACUCGCCCCUAAUGACAAACAGCGGUACCUGGAUGAGGCCGAGAGGGAAAAGAUGCAGUAUGCUCUGGAGCUGAAAGAAUACCAGCAGACUGAGGCCUAUCAGAUCACCAGUGCAAAGAUACAGGACAAGAAGGUCAAGAGAGAGGACUCUCCAUCCGUCAUCAUCAACACUGGUUCAGGUUCAUCUUUAACAAGGGCCUCCGACCUUUCAAGCAGAUUUGACAUCCCUAUCUUCACAGAGGAGUUUCUCGAUCAGAACAAAGCUCGAGAGGCUGAGCUGCGGCGACUUCGCAAGGCCAAUAUUGAGUUUGAGGAGCAGAACGCGGUGCUGCAGAGGCACAUUAAGGACAUGUACAGCGCUAAAGAGCGGCUGGAGGCAGAACUGGGGCAGGAGGAGCUGCGCACCCAGGCCCUCCACAAGCAUUUGUUGGCCGUCAAACACACACUCGUCAGCAGUCUCUCAACGGUCCCACUGCCAGGCACAGGUGAGACAGCAUCUCUGGGGAAUCUGGACUCAUAUCUCAGUCAUCUGAGUGGAGUUCUUGAGAGUAACCCCCACAAGCACCGGGCCUUUCUCGCCCAGCUCCGCGAGGUCCUCUCACAUAUAGACAGUCAGAAACUAUGAAGAACCUCCAAGCAGAGGUCCAUCCAUUCCUGCAUCUGAUGAGCAAGUGUUAGCUGCAGUGGUGUCAGGUGCAGUCGGUGCUGUUCAAUAGGGCCUGUGGAUCUCUCAAGGAUGCAAAGGCAAGAUUAUUGACCGUGGAAAACACCGUGCACAGUCCACGUCCACAUGCCGUCACUCUGCCCAUGUGGAACAUCUGCUUGUGGAUAAUGUGUAAUCUUGCACUGUGUUGUUCAGUAAUUUAAAUCACAGAGGCAGCGUGGAGGACAACUACAGUUCAGUGCAGAAAGGGAUUUCAUUAAGUGUAAUGUCACCUUACGCUCUGAACUGACAGAAUUGAAUUUGAAUCGACCCUGACUCUAUUGUGUAGCCUGGUAUUAGCAGUGACCAUCUGGCCUCAGCCAUAGCUCCUGUGGUCUGUCUAUUUUAAGAGUAGCCUAAUUUUCAGUUUACGAUACCUGCCAUUUUGGCAUUUUUGGGGCGCGGGGUGAUAUUAACUAGAAUAAUUAAACAAACUGGAAUAGAUUUUAAAAAAAUAAAUAUUGAGGUUAUAGAUGUUUGAAAUUGUAUCUGUAAAAGCGGGACACUUUGUGAAAUUUUUGAGGAGGGUGUGUGUGUGUGUGGGUGGGGGGGUUGUCCUUUGUUUGUCAGAAUAUAUAUAUUUGUCAAGUUAAUUUGUAUCUUUUGAAGUGUUCAAUUAAAUCAUUCUGCAAGCGUUUGG